AUGGCAUCGCCCGCAGAGAAAGCACAGUUGCUGACUCCAGCGGCCGUCCAGGCCGCAUAUGGCCUGAUCCAGCCAUACGUGCACCGGACCCCACUGCUGACUUGCAAAACCCUCGACGCCAUUGCGUCAACCCCGCAGACACCAGAGGCUCUCGUAGGGACCUCAUUCGAGGGCCAGACACCUGCGCGCCCCAAGUUCCACUUUUUCUUCAAGUGUGAGAAUCUGCAGCGAAUUGGCGCCUUCAAGGCUCGAGGUGCAUUCCAUGCAUUGCUGCGGUUGAUCGAGGAUCGCGGGGAGGAGGAGGUGAAACGGCGCGGGGUCAUCACACACAGCUCUGGUAAUCAUGCACAAGCCCUCGCCCUCGCCGCCUCGACUCUGAAUGUCCCGGCCUAUAUUGUGAUGCCGCGCAUCAGCACCCCGUCCAAGAUCGCCGGUACACGCUCCCAUGGCGCAGAAGUGAUUUUCAGUGGCUCAACAAGUGUCGAGCGAGAGGCAGUAGUUGCCGAGAUUCAGGCUCAGACGGAUGCUAUUCUAGUGCCUCCAUACGAUGACUUCAAUAUCAUCUGCGGGCAGGGAACCACGGCACUGGAGCUGGAGGCACAGUACGCUGAGCAAUUUGGCACCAAAACGCUGGAUGCAGUCAUCACUCCCGUUGGGGGAGGCGGGCUCAACGCUGGCGUGGCGACUUACUUCUCAGAUAAGCCGCAGACCAAGGUGUUUGGUGCGGAGCCCAGUUUCGAGGGCGCGGAUGACUGCCGUCGGGGGCUGCUAGCUGGGAAGCGUGUGGAAGCAGUUUCAACGCUGACCAUUGGAGAUGGGUUACGCACGCCCGUGGGAUUGUUGAAUUGGGAGAUCAUCUCGAACAAGAAGAAGGUCGAGGGGGUGUUCGCCGUCACCGAAGAGCAGAUCAAGGCCGCAAUGCGUCUAGUUCUGGAACGCAUGAAGGUGUUUGUUGAGCCAAGCGCGGUUGUCGGUCUGGCCGUGUGUCUUUUCGAUGAAGAGUUCCGGCGGCUUGUAGAACAAGAGGGUGGCGCGAAGGGCUGGGACGUGGCCGUGGUGUUCAGCGGAGGUAACACUACCGUGGAGGCAAUUGGCAAGUUGUUCGGCUGA
Messenger RNA from Penicillium canariense, 1110 nucleotides. RefSeq names its product threonine/serine dehydratase. The transcript has 2 exons. Gene Ontology annotation, biological process: L-serine metabolic process; D-serine biosynthetic process; pyruvate biosynthetic process. Gene Ontology annotation, molecular function: pyridoxal phosphate binding; ATP binding; magnesium ion binding. The record is from RefSeq and is a predicted model, not a curated record. Bases 1 to 1110 code for a protein of 369 amino acids. Lineage: Eukaryota; Fungi; Ascomycota; Eurotiomycetes; Eurotiales; Aspergillaceae.